AGCUCUCGCAUGUGUAGAGGAGAUCUCGCGAGAACUGAACGUUUGUGGCGCCAAAUCCAACCCCCACAUCAGCCACCAACCCGCGUCGCUGUGGGUGGAGGUUUUGGCGCUGUACACACUCAAUAAACCGCAAGCGUUGCAGUUCUAGCUCUGGCCGCGGCUUUAUAAGGCGCUGCUAGGAAUAGCUCUGCUCACGUGAUCACUCAAGCACCGCCUCUCCCGCCACCAGGUGUCAUCAUGGCCGACCUAGACUCUGUGCCUGAGGUCGUAAUAGACCCUGAGGGGGUGUUCAAGUAUAUUCUGGUCCGGGUGAGCUCGGAGCCAGAGCGGUACCGGGAUAUCGUGCGGGGAACAAAGAGCGCCGAAUAUCACAAUCAUAUAUUUGAAAAACUGGAUCCAGAAAUUCAAGCAUUGGGCCUUAAAUGUAAAUGCCUCGGAGGAGGGAAGAUAGAACACAACAGCAAGGACAAGAAAAUCAGAGUAUUUGGUGAAUCCACUGGAUAUGGGAAAGCAGAUCACUCUGUUACAGCAGAAAAACUGAGAAGCACAUACAGUGACUAUGAAGUGGUGUGGUCAGAUGAAAAGAAAUGACUCCUCAUGACCAUCUGUCCCAGCUGUGGUCUUUAUUGUUUUGGAUUGAUGAGAUUAAACAUUUAAUGCAUUCAGUUCAUUUUAAGUUAUAUUGGGCAAAUACCUGCAUUAUAUGUUACUAAAAAUAUUUUUGAAAACUAAAACAAUUUCUGAAAAUUUGUGAA
Messenger RNA from Hyla sarda, 755 nucleotides. Its product is annotated as 14 kDa phosphohistidine phosphatase-like. Lineage: Eukaryota; Metazoa; Chordata; Amphibia; Anura; Hylidae. Gene Ontology annotation, cellular component: cytosol. Gene Ontology annotation, biological process: peptidyl-histidine dephosphorylation. The coding region runs from base 238 to 591 and encodes 117 amino acids. The record is from RefSeq and is a predicted model, not a curated record. Gene Ontology annotation, molecular function: protein histidine phosphatase activity. The transcript has 3 exons.